AGUAAAAUAGAUGUCAGCACUGUCCUGUGUUUAGUUGUGAUCAUUAGUCAAAUUAAUUUCUUCGUUUCGUUUUAACAUUAUUUCAAAAUGUCUUGGGGUGGUCCACCCCAACAACAAUACGGAGGAUAUGGUGCACCGCCACCUCAUCAAGGACAAGGUGCUCCUCCAUCUUACUCACAAGCCCCACCACCAAACAGAGGACAAAUAUAUGGUCAACCACCUCCUCAACAACAGUAUGGACAACCCCCACCCCAGGGCUACCAGCCACAAGGUUACCAACAACCACCUGCAUCCUAUGGUCAACCAGGUGGCUACCAGCAGGGGGCCUAUGGUGGAGGAGCCCCAUCACAAGGAGGAUAUGGACCUCCAGGGGGAUAUGGAGCACCUGCUCCACCACCAGGUGUUAGUCAAGAGUUAUGGAAUUGGUUUCAGGCAGUUGAUCAAGAUCGUUCGGGUAAAAUUACGGCCAUUGAACUACGGCAAGCCUUAAUGAACGGGAAUAUGACACCUUUUAAUGAAGAAACUUGCCGUCUAAUGGUUGGAAUGUUUGAUAAGAGCAAAGAUGGUACAAUUGAUAUCAAUGAGUUUGCUGCUUUAUGGAAAUAUGUACAAGAUUGGAAAGGAUGCUUUGAAAGAUUUGAUACAGAUAGAUCUGGUAACAUUGACGCUCAGGAGCUAAGCAACGCAUUCAGAACAUUUGGUUAUAAUUUGUCACCUCAAUUUAGUGACAGUGUGAUCCGAGUGUUUGACAGAAGAGGAAUGAGGACCAUCAAUUUUGACGAUUUUAUUCAAGCUUGUGUAAUGUUAAAGACAUUAACAGAUAAAUUCCGAGUGAAGGACACCCAGCAGAGAGGAAUUAUUAACAUAGGUUAUGAAGAGUUUUUAGAGAUGGUACUAGACAAUACUAUUAUGGCUGUGAAGUGAAGAAGAUAAGGAAACGAUAGUGACAAUCAAAUUAAUUAGAACACUUUCUUUCCUAUGAUUAAUACUGGAGAAUGUAAAACAUUCCGAUGACCAAAAACAAAUUUAAAAACAAGCGUAACAUAUCAUUUGUGUUAUAUUUUAUUUUAAAAGUAUUUGUCAGCUGGUAACAGAAGUGAUCCUGUCAAUGCUUUCUUUACAAGGAUCUGACAAAGCUCCAUUCUUCUUUCUGUUAUAAUAAUUAUUACAUAAUCCAAUGAAAUUACUGCCUCUUAAUUUUUGAAGGGGUGUGUUCUGACAAUUAUUACAUCAACCAAUGAAAUUACUGCCUCUUAAUUUUUGAAGGGGUGUGUUCUGACAAUUAUUUCAUCAACCAAUGAAAUUACUGCCUCCAAAUUUUUGAAGGGGUGUGGCAUUGUGACAGAUUAUGAUGAUCUUGGAAAGAUCUUCAGAACAAAAAGUAGACCAGUGCCAUAUCAGAUCCUUGUAAGGAAAGUUGAGACAGGAUCUGUGUUUUAAAUGUGAUCCUAAUAAAGGCCUUGUUGUAUUAAGAUUUUUUAUUGAUUUCUUGGUUGACCAAAUAAACAUUCAAAGCAAAUGUAUAUAGUGUCAAGUGUUUUAGCAGAACAGUGCCAAUUGUCACUAAACUACUGGCUAUCUAAAUGAAACUUUACUUUAUUUGCAAGGUUAAGGUAAUUUACAUUUUUUUAGAACUAUUACAUCUCAAUCUGCGAAGCCUUUGGACUAUUGUGUCAUAAAUAUUUGGCUUUUUUUGCUCUAUCUAUAGAAAUUGAAAUGUAGGUAUGUUAUUGUCUAAAGUGCCAAGUUUUAAUGAAAUAUAUUUCAAUAGCAAAUAGUAAUGCAUAAAAAAUAGUUAAUCAUCACCUAUGUAGUUGUUCAGAACCAAAGUUUUUUUUUUCAUUAUUUGAAUUAGUGCUAUAGUGUUUUGUAUAAUUGUUAGAUCAAUACAUUUUUACAAGAGUAGUUUUAUACACAUAAUAAUCCAUACAUGCCAUAUAUGUGAUAAUCGUUUGUAGUUUUCUUCAAACUAUAUAUAUUCAGGUAAAGGCUGUUUUACUCUCUGUUACAACAUGUUCUUUCAAGCCUUGAUGAAUGGAGAAAUAAACUUUGUAUGAUGAUGAGAAAAUGCUAAAUUUUUUAAUUUGUAAUGAAGUUGACAAUUUAUGCUCCCCAAAAAAGUUGAAUGUUUUUAACAUACAGUCAUGACCAUAGUAAUGAAUGUUAGUACUUUGUAUUAGCAGUGAUAGUGUGUGUAUAAUGGAAACAUUCCUGUACAGUACAUGUUAUACUUUAUGAAUUACAUUUUUUAUUUAAAGGGGCAUUAGCUGUCAAAUUCAUGUUUACCAAUUUGACCCAAAUUCUCAUAGCUUAUUUAUAACAUACUGAAAAGAAUAUCCAAAUUACUAAAAAAAAAAAGAAAAUUAACAAUGAAUGUGUUCUCUAUAAUAUAUCAGAAUUUCAUACCUAUUUCAGACCAGACACCAUCUAAUUAUCCAUCCAAGAUUACCUCUGUAGACUGCCAACCAUCAUGUAACCCAAUAUAAACAUAAAUAUAAAUAUAAAUAGAUAGCUAGCACAUACAAUCAGAUUUUUCUAGGUCGAUUUGAUUUCGUGUUCUAGGUUAAAAAUAUAUGUAAAUCAUCUUUGUACCUGUAUAGGAGUGAUUUUUGUGGGCCAGGUUGGUCAACGAAAUGGUUAAUUCCUUGUGGCUCCUUGUUUCAGUUAUCAAUGUUGACAUUCUUUUCUUUUUUUGAGAAUGACCCACAUGAUGAAUACAUGCACACCCAUCUCCUCUUAAGGUUGAAUUAAAAGGUUGCAUGAAUACAGAUUCAAAUGAGUUGUAUUAUUGACUUGCAAGUCAAUAACACCAGGGAUGGUGUUUUUAGCUUAUUUUUGACGAAAUUGUAUCAAACUGACUGCUAAAAGCGAGAUGUUAUUUCUUUAUUCCACUUCUAUAAAUAUUUGAACCAAAAAAAAUCAUAUUUUAUUAUUUUUGUCGAAUAGCUAAUGCCCUUAUAAAUGACACAGUAUAUAUUCAUUCACUUUGGUUAACUGAAAUCUUCUACCAUAUUCAUAUGGGUCUGUGUGUUAAAUAUUUAAACAUGUCAUCUUUGAAUUUAAAAAAAAACAGACUUGGGGUUGUUCCAAAAAUAAAUAUAUACAAGUAGGUGGGUUGGAAGACAUUCUUUAUUAUACCCCAUCAUGCAUUAAAUAAUGAUUUGAUAAGGAAAUUAACCAAAAAAAGAAAUACAGCAAAUCGAUUAUUUUUAAUAAUUAAUUUGGCAAACUGGUACAAAUUAUGUCUUGCUUUCUUAUUUUGUAAUUGUUUGUUUAGUUCCAAGUAUGUCUGUAUGCAAAAUGUGUUGUUAAUGUUUAAUUAUCUCUACUAAGUAGAGACGUAACUUUCUACUAAUCUUAUAUACCGGUACAUAUGUUUAUCAUUUGACAUGAAUAUUAAAAAUUCUAAGAAUUA
Mytilus californianus (California mussel) is the source of this 3415-nucleotide messenger RNA. RefSeq names its product programmed cell death protein 6-like. Gene Ontology annotation, molecular function: calcium ion binding. Bases 88 to 924 code for a protein of 278 amino acids. NCBI's taxonomy places the organism in Eukaryota, Metazoa, Mollusca, Bivalvia, Mytilida, Mytilidae. The record is from RefSeq and is a predicted model, not a curated record. The transcript is spliced from 8 exons.